GAGGCAGCACCACGCCGAGGAACCCGCACCGGAUCCUCCAGCAGGAUGUGCAGCCUGGGGCUGGCUGGUGCCUUUGCCCGCCGGGCGUCCCUACCUGAAAAACCUUUAGCGAGCCACGCGGCGCGGCUGGCCUCGCAGACCCGGGCCCGUCCCGCCGGGGGAUGCCCUAAACUCUCUUCAAGCCCUGCGGUACCUCGCGGACGCGCGGCGCGCGGGGGACUACAGUUUCCAGAGUGCCCUGCGGCGACGGGCGGAGCCGGGGAGUGCCCGCAGCCAAUUAAGGGGUCUCCCGGCGCUGCCGGGGAGCGGCAGGUGGAGCCGGGCCGUGGGUGGGCGCGGAGCCAGGUCCCGGGAACGCGUCCCGGGGCUCGCUGGCUGGGCGGGAGUAAGGCGCGAGCGGGGCGGGCAGUCGGGAGGCGGCCCCGAGGACGGGACCGAGCGGGGGCGGGGACCGCGGCCGCCUGCGCGGUUCCGGGUGCUCCCGCCGCGCGCAGCCCGGGGCGCACUUGACCGGGGUCGGGCUGCGGGGAAGGGCGGGUCUGGGG
This is a messenger RNA of Ailuropoda melanoleuca (giant panda), 545 nucleotides long. Its product is annotated as translation initiation factor IF-2-like. The transcript has 2 exons. NCBI's taxonomy places the organism in Eukaryota, Metazoa, Chordata, Mammalia, Carnivora, Ursidae. The record is from RefSeq and is a predicted model, not a curated record. Bases 46 to 510 code for a protein of 154 amino acids.